This is a messenger RNA of Xenopus laevis (African clawed frog), 830 nucleotides long. It is a transcript of the gene rpl13.L, whose product is annotated as 60S ribosomal protein L13-like. The record is from RefSeq and is a predicted model, not a curated record. NCBI's taxonomy places the organism in Eukaryota, Metazoa, Chordata, Amphibia, Anura, Pipidae. The transcript has 6 exons. The coding region runs from base 154 to 789 and encodes 211 amino acids.
GAGCGGAAGUGUGUUCCUUGUCGCCUUUCUUGUGAUUGGCUGCCAGAAAUCCUCGUCUUUGGUUGGCUUGAAUCGUACAUAUCCCAUGAUGCAGCGGGGCGCUUCUUCCUUUCUUUUCCGGCCAUUUUCUCCCCGUAGAGGGAUAAAGUAGCCAUGGCCCCCAGCCGGAAUGGCAUGAUCUUGAAGCCUCACUUUCAUAAGGACUGGCAGAGGAGAGUCACUACCUGGUUUAACCAGCCUGCUAGAAAGAUCCGCAGACGCAAGGCACGACAGGUCAAAGCACGGUUGGUUGCCCCGCGGCCUGUUUCCGGUCCAGUCAGACCGGUGGUCAGAUGUCCUACUGUCAGAUACCACACCAAGGUGCGAGCAGGCAGAGGCUUCAGCUUAGAAGAGUUAAAGGCCGCUGGCAUCAACAAGAAAGUUGCCCGUACCAUUGGUAUUGCUGUUGACCCAAGACGCCGCAACAAAUCUACAGAGGGAUUGCAAACAAAUGUCCAGAGGCUGAAGGAGUACCGCUCCAAACUGAUCAUCUUCCCACGCAAACCAUCUGCUCCCAAGAAGGGAGACAGCACGGCUGAAGAGUUGAAACUGGCUACUCAGUUGAAGGGAACAGUCAUGCCAAUCCGCAGCGUGUACAAGAAAGAGAAGGCCAGAGUCAUCACUGAAGAAGAGAAGAACUUCAAAGCCUUUGCAAGUCUGCGUAUGGCACGCGCCAAUGCCCGGCUCUUCGGGAUCCGUGCCAAGAAAGCCAAAGAGGCUGCAGAACAGGAUGUGGAUAAGAAAAAAUAGUUUUUCCAGAACUGUUAAUAAAUUCCAAACUUGGUGUAAAA